UUGUGUUGGAAGUAUUGUGUUCUUUAUCGCACAUGCCUUUUUAGACUUAAUAUAACAUCCAUGUCAUUAUACUUAGCCACAAUUUGGAAAAUAGGCAAUUUAUAUAUCCCUGUGUUCCUGCGUAUAGGCUAAAAUAAAUAGUUACAUUGUCCGAGUAGUUUGGCUGUUCCAUUUGCUCAUAUUUUUGAGUGGGCUUUUCAAUCGGUUACAGUUACAGUAGGCUACCCGCUGGACUGCUUCUGUUGCGGCCACUAGGGCCUUCCAUGGCGAUGUCCACUGGUUGUUGGCUGGUGGUGCGUCUGUAGCUGUGUGUGAGGAGGGCAGCCUACUGAGCCUAGGCGGUCUUUAGCCUCAGUCUGAUCUGAGCAUGUAGGCUGGAACCAUAAACACAUCCUGAAGCAAGCGUUUACCCUAGUAAACCCCACAGCACCGAGACAUGCUACAUCCCCAUGAGCUCAGCCGCGGACGUAUGUUCUUGGAUAGAUCUCGGUUCUUAUAGCGCCAGUUAUAGGUUUGAGAAGCGGGAGGAGAUGACGGCGAGGAAAGCCGCUUUUCAACCGCUGUCCAGCUCUCGCAUCCCGGAGAGGAAGGGAGCGGCUGACCGGGGGAAGACUAACUCCGACUGGUCUUAUCCUUUCUCCCAACAGGAGCCGGAGAAAGGCCAAUCAACAGCAGGGAUCCAUGCCCAUGUGGUGGGGGCUGUCGGGGGCUCUGGGGCCGUGGAUGAGUCGUCAGACAGCGAGGGAGAACAAGAAGGCCCGCAGAAACUCAUUCGGAAAGUGUCGACCUCCGGACAGCUCAGAAGCAAGACCAGUGUGAAAGAGGGAUUGUUGCUGAAACAGACAAGCUCAUUCCAGAGGUGGAAAAAACGCUAUUUCAAACUGAGAGGACGAACACUCUACUAUGCCAAAGAUGCCAAGUCACUGAUAUUUGACGAGGUGGACCUAUCUGAUGCCAGCGUGGCUGAGUCCAGCACUAAGAAUGUUAACAACAGCUUCACGGUGAUCACUCCGUUCCGCAGGCUCAUCCUCUGCGCAGAAAACAGGAAAGAGAUGGAGGACUGGAUCAGCUCGCUGAAGUCCGUCCAGUCCCGAGAGCAUUACGAGACAGCACAGUUUAAUGUGGAACAUUUCUCAGGGAUGCACAACUGGUAUGCCUGCUCCCACGCACGGCCCACCUUCUGUAACGUCUGUAGGGACAGCCUCUCUGGCGUCACCUCCCACGGCCUGUCCUGCGAGGUGUGUAAAUUCAAAGCUCACAAGCGGUGUGCCGUCAGGGCCACCAACAACUGCAAAUGGACCACACUGGCCUCUAUAGGCAAAGACAUCAUCGAGGACGAGGAUGGGAUCGCCAUGCCCCACCAGUGGCUGGAGGGAAACCUGCCUGUUAGUGCCAAGUGUGCUGUGUGUGACAAGACCUGUGGCAGCGUGCUCCGACUGCAGGACUGGCGCUGUCUCUGGUGCAAAGCCAUGGUACACACAGUGUGUAUGGACCUGUACCCCAGGAAAUGUCCGCUGGGCCAGUGUAAAGUCUCUGUCAUCCCUCCUACUGCCCUCAACAGUAUCGACUCUGACGGCUUCUGGAAGGCCACCUGUCCCCCGUCCUGCGCCAGUCCUCUGCUGGUCUUUGUCAAUUCCAAGAGCGGAGACAACCAAGGGGUUAAAUUCCUCCGACGUUUCAAGCAGCUCCUCAACCCUGCUCAGGUGUUUGACCUGGUCAACGGAGGACCACAUCUAGGGCUGCGUCUCUUCCAGAAGUUCGAUAACUUCCGGAUCCUGGUGUGCGGAGGGGAUGGGAGUGUAGGCUGGGUCCUCUCUGAGAUAGACAAACUCAACCUCCACAAACAGUGCCAGCUGGGAGUUCUCCCCCUGGGUACUGGGAAUGACCUGGCGCGGGUGCUGGGCUGGGGCCCGUCGUGUGAUGAUGACACGCAGCUGCCCCAGAUCCUGGAGAAACUGGAGCGGGCCAGCACCAAAAUGUUGGACCGCUGGAGCAUCAUGACCUACGAAAUGAAGAUCCUUUCCAAACACAGCGGGCCUGUCACGCCCGACGACACUGACCAUGACCAGUUCCAGAUCUCAGCCUAUGAAGACUCGGUAGCUGCCCAUCUCACCAAGAUCCUCAAUGCUGACCAAAACUCUGUGGUCAUCUCCUCUGCUAAGAUCCUGUGUGAGACAGUAAAGGACUUUGUUGCCAAAGUGGGGAAGUCCUAUGAGAGAAGCACUGAGAAUACAGAGGAGUGUGACACCAUGUCUCUCAAAUGUGCCAUCCUGAAUGAGAAGCUAGAUUUGCUCCUUCAGACCCUCAACACAGAAACCCAGUCAUUUCCCCCACCUCCUCGCCUUUCCACACCCCCCAUCGUUGAGGAGGAGGAAGAAGAGGAGGAGUUGAGCGAGGAGUCGUUGACCGAGCUGAAGGAGAAACUGGAAGCGGAGGAGAGUGAGAAGGGAGGAGAGAACGGAGGAGGUUCGCCACACAAGAUGUUCAGAGCUAAAGAACAGUUGAUGCUACGGGCAAACAGCCUGAAGAAGGCUGUACGAGAGAUUAUGCAACAGGCAGAGAGAGUGGUGGAUGAGCAGAAUGCCAGCACGGAGGAGCAGGAGCUGCCGUCCACGUUUGAGUUCAGGAAGGAGGGAGAGGAGGACAACAGGGACAGUGAAAAGGACGAGGACACCAAGGAACUAGAGAUCCUGCCAUUGGCUAAGAGUCCUUGUUCCCCUCCUGAAAGGUGUGUGAGUCGCAGCAGCCAAUCAUGUGGCUCUUUCUCCAUCACACCCUUCACCACCAGCAAGGAGAACCUGCCUGUACUCAACACACGUAUCAUCUGCCCUGGUUUGCGUGCUGGUCUGGCAGCCUCUAUAGCUGGUAGCUCCAUCAUCAGUAAGAUGCUGCUGGCCAAUAUCGACCCAUUUGGAGCUACGCCCUUUCUGGACUCUGACCUGGACUCACUAGAGGGCUUUAGUGAGAAGUGUGUCAUGAACAACUACUUUGGCGUUGGGCUGGAUGCUAAGAUCACAUUGGAGUUCAACAACAAGAGGGAAGAACACCCAGAGAAGUGCAGGAGUCGUACUAAGAACAGGGUAUGGUAUGGGGUUCUGGGCACCAAGGAACUCCUCCAGAGAACCUACAAGAAUCUAGAACAGAAGGUUCAACUGGAGUGUGAUGGUCAGUACAUCCCCCUGCCCAGCCUUCAGGGCAUUGCGGUGCUGAACAUCCCCAGCUAUGCAGGUGGAACCAACUUCUGGGGAGGAACCAAGGAGGACGACAUAUUCUGUGCCCCGUCGUUUGAUGAUAAAAUCCUGGAGGUGGUAGCAGUGUUUGGCAGUAUGCAGAUGGCUGUGUCCAGAGUCAUCAAACUGCAACACCACCGCAUAGCACAGUGUCGGUCAGUGAAGAUCACUAUCCUGGGAGAUGAGGGUGUUCCUAUCCAAGUGGACGGAGAGGCCUGGGUACAACCUCCUGGAGUCAUUAAGAUCCAACACAAGAACAGAGCCCAGAUGUUGACCAGGGACAGGGCAUUUGAGAACACUCUGAAGUCGUGGGAGGACAAGCUGAAGUAUGACAAGCUGCCCUUGCGGUCUCACCUUUACUCCCAGCAGUCUGUGGACCUGGCCACUGAGGAGGAGGUGGCCCUCGUACAGCUGGUUGCCCGCGCUGCAGACGAUCUCAUCACCAGGAUCUGUGAGGCAGCCAAGACCAAUGGGCUUUUAGAGCAGGAGCUGGCUCACGCCGUCAAUGCCUCAUCACAUGCCAUCAACAAGACACACCCCAAGUUAGCCGAGAGUAUGGCCAGGAACACUGCUAUAGAAGUAGCCAGCAAUGUGAAGGCUUUACACAACGAGACUGAAUCCCUUCUGGUGGGACGAGUAUCACUGCAACUGGAACCCUCAGAUGAAGAGUCUUUAUCCAGUGCUCUGCAGAGUGUGGAGAUGGAGCUAGGCAAACUUGUAGAUAUUCCCUGGUUAUACCAUAUACUGCAGCCUAAUGAAGAUGAGGACCCCUCGUUAGAGUAUGGCAAGAGCAACAGUCGUAGCAGCAUGUUCAGAAUUGUGCCAAAGUUCAAGAAAGAGAAAGCUACCAAGAAGACCAACCCUCAGUCAGUGGAGCGAUGGGGUACAGAGGAGGUAGGAGUCUGGCUGGAGCAGCUCAGUCUGGGAGAGUACAGAGAUACCUUCACACGCCAUGACAUCAGAGGCUCUGAACUGCUGCACCUGGAGAGGAGGGACCUGAAGGAUCUGGGGAUAUCGAAAGUGGGUCAUAUGAAGAGAAUUCUCCAGGGAACUAAGGACCUGGCCAAGACCGCAAUGGUUGACCUCUAACCCAGAAGUAGUUGGUGCCAGAGUGGAAGUGCCCUUCCACCACAGAGAAAGAGUUUGGGAGCUCCACAGGGAGAGCUGAACGCCUGGCAUCUUGGGGUGGAUGGAUGGAUUUGAUCCUUUGAUGGAUUUAAGAAAGCUGUUGGUGAGAAAUUGUCUAACAGGAAUGUUUUAGUGAGGCUGUGUUUGGUGCCAAAAUAGAAGAUGGCAAUCUACAGUUGUUGACGGUUUAAAGAAGGAAGCCAUAGUUUUUCUCAAAAGAAAUGCUAAUUUUCUCUAAUCAUAUUUUCAUUCAUGGCCCAAUCGGGUAUGCAACUGAUCCUCAUUAUAAGAGUUGGUUUGGUCACCUGGCCUCAUAGAGAAGGCCCAAUCCAAGUAGCAACAAGGUGACUUCCAUGAGUGUGCCCUAACAAUGUGCUGUGAAUGUGUACAGUUCAGCACAGUCACUACAUUACCAUGCAGCUUUGUGAUUGGCUUACUGGCUCUUUGCCUGGCAGUAGAAGGCUACAGACGCAACGCUACAGUCUGCAAUAUCCUGCUUUCGCUGUUUACACCAGAGGAGAUAGGCGACGUCCCAAAUAGCACCCUCUUCCCUAUGUAGGGCACUACUUUUAAGUGGUGCACUAUGUAGGGAAUAGGGUGUGAUUACAGACGUGCCCUGGGAGAAGGAGAUGCAAUGCCACAACCUAAAGCGAGUGAAGAGAGGUCUCUGAAAACAGUGAGACAUAUGUUGCAUGCUAUGCUAGCUUGAUUUGGGAUAUCAAUUUUGAAUUGCAAGAUUAGUGUCUUGGUUCUUUUGUGUAAAAAUUGACUUUAUAGUAUUAUAUCAUUUGUUACUACUGAAAGCAUUAUUUUGGUAUGAAUCAACCUUUUUUGUUAAUUAUUUUUAUUUAUGUUUUUGUUUUUGCAUGAUAAUUAUGUGUCAAGGACCUGUGUCAUGUGCCACAUUUUAUUCAUUUUAUUGUAAAAAUGUGCUUUAUUGGUAAGAGAACAUCAGAAUAUAAAACAAGUUACUAGAUUAACUAUUAGGAGUUAUACUUUGUUUUCUGUUUAAAUGAAAAUCAGUACCAAAGUGAAUGUCCACUAAACUUCCAGACAUAAAUGUUAACUUUGAAAGUAGUGAAAAUAACAUAAUCAUGUUUGGGAUGAAUAUCAGUUCCAUAUAGAGUGUUAUAAAUUGGAUUCUAGAAUUCUGGAAACGUUCAAUAAAUUCCCUGGUUUCCCAGAAAUCUUGGUUGGACGAUCUGCAUUUCCUGCUUCUUAUCUUCUGAGUCCGGAAAACCUCCAACCGGGAUUUCGGGAAAACCACGGGAUUUAUUUACAUUUCCCGGAAUUUUGCAACCCUAGGCGUAAUCCAACAAUUUCAUAUUUUUAUGGAACGCUUGACAGGGACUUUUCCAUGUUGCUAUUUGCAAAGUUACAUCCUCAUAUCACUAGAUACAAUUCACCGCAAUCUCUAGCAUUUAAACACUCAAUAUUUCACAGAGUACCACUAUGGUAGUGGGAAUAGGAGUUAAAUGUUGAUUUAAGUAUAAGUUUGAGCAGCUCAUCUGCAACAGGAGAAAGUGCAGAUUUAGUUGCUCAGUGUGACAUGUAAUUGUAAUAGGACACUUUUGUUAGGUUGGUGGCAUUACAGGGUAUACCUAUAUAUGUGAUGCUAAGUAUGCAUAUACAAUAUAUGCACUGAAUAUAUACAAUCUAAAGCAGUGUAUGCAUACACUGUUCGUAGCUUUUGUAGUCAAAUGCCUCUGUAGAUUAUAGCUAACAGCUAACACGUUUUGAUGACCAUGUCUAUUGAUUUGCGCCAUGAACACCAAUUGUGGAUUAUUGAUUUUGUUAAAUAGGA
Molecule: messenger RNA, 6162 nt
Organism: Oncorhynchus tshawytscha (Chinook salmon)
Lineage: Eukaryota; Metazoa; Chordata; Actinopteri; Salmoniformes; Salmonidae
Product: diacylglycerol kinase eta-like
Exons: 29
Coding region: 450-4319 (1289 amino acids)
Biological process (GO): diacylglycerol metabolic process; intracellular signal transduction; lipid phosphorylation
Molecular function (GO): protein binding; ATP-dependent diacylglycerol kinase activity
Source: RefSeq, a predicted model, not a curated record